This is a messenger RNA of Candida dubliniensis CD36, 678 nucleotides long. RefSeq lists its product as uncharacterized. The record is from RefSeq and is a predicted model, not a curated record. Gene Ontology annotation, biological process: spliceosomal snRNP assembly. The coding region runs from base 1 to 678 and encodes 225 amino acids. NCBI's taxonomy places the organism in Eukaryota, Fungi, Ascomycota, Pichiomycetes, Serinales, Debaryomycetaceae. The transcript has a single exon. Gene Ontology annotation, cellular component: SMN complex; nucleus.
AUGAGUUUUGAUAAUGAAGAGGAUUUAUUAUAUGCUCAAAAGCAAGCAUUACCGAUUUCAAAAGAAUCUGGUGAUCCCAUUUCCGAGUAUUUAUUAGCUGUUAGGAAAGAAUCUCUUGCUGGACCACCAGUCACUUUUAUUACCAAUCGUCCAACGUCAUCAAUCGUACCAACUCCCAAGUCUCUGCCUGAAAUUGACCGCACUCAAAUUUCAGAACAUUGGUCUUCUGAAUUGAUGAUUCAAUUUUUAUUUCUUAAAGAAGAAUUACUGAAAAUACAACAUUCAUCCCCAACAGCCAAUCCUUAUGUCCCAGAAACUACAGCUAAUUGGAGAAAGUUUUUCUUAGAACCACCCCCAGAAAUAAGCUAUUUUUUCAUUGUAAUAGAUAGACAAACCGUUUUCAGGUUACUUGUUUAUAUAACAAGAUGGUUAAGUAUCACAUCAAGACCUACAUUAUCACAAUGGAUUUGGAAAUUGUUUUUACGUAUUGAUAAUGUCUUGGAUGCAAAUGAAUGUUCUAUAAUACGUGAUCUCGGUAAAAAGGCAAGAAUAAUAAAAUCAAAACAAUUAAAAGAUGAAAAUAAAUCUACAGUUGAUUCUAUUUCAAAAUAUACCACUGAUAUGAUUCUAAUAAUAGUAGGCAAUUAUUAUGGUCAAUGGGAUUUAUUACAAGGGUAG